AUGGCUCGAUCCAACGCUGUCGUUUUGAUGCUAAUGGCUGCCCUCUUGGUGGCCUCAACAAGGGCACAAUCUCCGGUAUCUUCCCCAGCCAAGUCCCCUGCACUCUCUCCCAAACAAGCCUCUGCUCCUCCUUUGAGCGCUUCACCUUCUCCUUCGGGCACUCCACAAUUGGCUGCUCCUUCUACAUCUCCCGUCGCAGCCUCUCCACCUUCUCCACCAUCGUCUUCCCCGGCCGCCUCUCCCCCUACUUCGGUGUUGGGAUCCCCCUCGGAAGCUCUUGCACCGAACGGCGCCGUUUCGAAUAGGUUCUCCGGCCCAGGAUUUGUGGCCGUUGGUGUUUUCGCUGCCGCCUUGCUUAUGUAA
Prunus persica (peach) is the source of this 363-nucleotide messenger RNA. RefSeq names its product classical arabinogalactan protein 1-like. The record is from RefSeq and is a predicted model, not a curated record. The transcript has a single exon. Bases 1 to 363 code for a protein of 120 amino acids. NCBI's taxonomy places the organism in Eukaryota, Viridiplantae, Streptophyta, Magnoliopsida, Rosales, Rosaceae.